Cladophialophora bantiana CBS 173.52 is the source of this 951-nucleotide messenger RNA. RefSeq lists its product as uncharacterized. Bases 1 to 951 code for a protein of 316 amino acids. The transcript has a single exon. The record is from RefSeq and is a predicted model, not a curated record. Lineage: Eukaryota; Fungi; Ascomycota; Eurotiomycetes; Chaetothyriales; Herpotrichiellaceae.
AUGUCUGCCAAUUUCGUCCACCUGCAGAAGGAAAUCUCAAUGGAACAAUGUAUAGAUUUUGGGACAUGGGCUUUUCAGUACUUCUGUGAAGUUACCACGCCCGCCAUGGCAGAAUGGACGUUUGCAGGCAGCGCCCAGGACUUUUGGUUCCGUCAUGUCCGACAAUGCGCGACGUCGAUACCGGGGGUUCGUCACCUCGCAGUCGCCCUCGCCGGCAGGCAUAAGUGCACGUCUAACCUGGCUCCGGACGAGCCCUCCUUUGCAUCGGGACAAUAUCUCCUAGCUUUGUCCUGGCUCACUCGAGAAAAGGUGGCAAUUUGUGUGGACACGGUGCUUCUGUGUUGCAUCUUGAUAGCAGUUUACGAAUAUCUGGAUCCACAUACCGAGUGUUAUGGGGGGUUGUCACAUCUCGCCGCUGCUUUUCGCAUCAUGAACGACCCUAAUACCAUGAGGACCUCUGCUGCCAGAUCCAUGUACUCCAUAGCUCUACAGGUGGAGACAGUUGUUUCCAUCUUCAGAACUCUCAUCGUCCUUCCUGGUGGAGAUCCGAAUGUUCUCUUUGACCAGAGCAUACCACAUAUACUAGAAGCAUUCCAGAGUCCUGCUCAAAUGCAACGAAAGUUCUUCAAGAUCAUUCGCUGGCGGUUCAUAUAUUCCCUCUGCCACAGAGAAUGGACCAGUGAUUGUUCUAGCUUCCACCAGCUCCACAACCUAAUGCGGCAGUGGUACGGACUAGUUUGCCAUUAUAUCCGUGGAUUCAACGAAGAGAAACCCGCGAGCGAAGACCUCCAGCUCGCCAAGACAAUGUCAGUCCAGUUUCGGAUGAUAUAUGCUGCCCUCUGGUAUUCGAUCAGUGACAAGAGCCCCAAGCAUCAGCAUCCCGGUCAUGCCAAUUUGGUUGCCUUGUCGGAUCCUGACGAAGUGACAGGGUUUUGUCCAUGUCAAGAUUGA